Messenger RNA from Effrenium voratum, 357 nucleotides. The record is from the annotation of a GenBank genome assembly. NCBI's taxonomy places the organism in Eukaryota, Dinophyceae, Suessiales, Symbiodiniaceae.
AUGGCGACCAAACCCGUGAAGUCCUUGGAGUCGGAGGAGCAGCGGCUCCACCGCAUCCGCAUCACCUUGAGCAGCCGCGACGUGCGGGCGCUGGAGAAGGUUUGCUCAGACCUGGUGACCGGCGCCAAAGCCAAGGAUCUGAAAGUUGCUGGACCUACCCGUCUCCCCACCAAGAUCCUCCGCCUCAUGGUGCGCAAGAGCCCUUGCGGAGAAGGCACCAACACUUUCGAUCGCUGGGAGAUGCGCAUCCACAAGCGCCUCAUCGACCUGCACUCGCCCUCGGAUGUAGUGAAGCAGAUCACCUCCAUCUCCAUCGAGCCUGGAGUGGAGGUGGAGGUGACCAUCGCAGACUUGUGA